Tripterygium wilfordii is the source of this 1324-nucleotide messenger RNA. Its product is annotated as glycerophosphodiester phosphodiesterase GDPD1, chloroplastic-like. The coding region runs from base 113 to 1246 and encodes 377 amino acids. The transcript has 6 exons. The record is from RefSeq and is a predicted model, not a curated record. NCBI's taxonomy places the organism in Eukaryota, Viridiplantae, Streptophyta, Magnoliopsida, Celastrales, Celastraceae. Gene Ontology annotation, biological process: glycerophospholipid catabolic process. Gene Ontology annotation, molecular function: phosphoric diester hydrolase activity.
CAAUAUAAAAUUAUUAUUAUAAAUACGCCUUUCUUGAACCUCUCUUCUCUUCCAUAAUAACAAUUCAACAAGCCAAAAUACUCUCUCUUUUAAUUAAUUUGUCCCUUCUUUAAUGGCUGCUCUUAAGGCCGUCCACGUCUCCGACGUACCCAAUCUCGACCACAAUGCUUCCCUCUCCCUCUACUCCACCCGCUUCUCCACAGGGGUGGAGGUGAAUAAAGGGACGUAUAGGGUUCCCAAGUUUUUGGUGAUAGGCCACAGAGGGAACGGAAUGAACGUCUUACAAUCUGGUGAUCACAGAAUGAGAGCCAUUAAGGAGAACUCCAUUAUCUCCUUUAACGCUGCCGGGAAGUUCCCCCUCGAUUUCGUCGAGUUUGAUGUUCAGGUGACCAAAGAUGGCUGCCCUGUUAUUUUCCAUGAUGACUUCAUCCUAUCUGAAGAUAAUGGUACUGUGUUUGAGAAGAGGGUGACAGAGUUGACCCUAUCAGAGUUCUUGUGUUAUGGUCCCCAAAGUGAGGAAGAGAAAAAGGGAAACAAACUAAUGAGGAAAACAAAAGAUGGAAAGAUGAUGGAGUGGAAUGUUGAGACCGAUGAUUCUCUAUGUACACUCCAACAAGUAUUUCAACAAGUAGAGCCUUCUUUGGGAUUCAAUAUUGAGUUGAAAUUUGAUGAUCAUAUUGUCUAUCAACAAGACCAUCUCACCAAUGUCCUUGAAGCAGUCUUGCAGGUGGUGUUUGACCAUGCAAAAGACAGACCAAUCAUCUUCUCCUCCUUCCAACCAGAUGCUGCCUUGUUUGUGAGGAAAUUACAGGGUGUAUAUCCCGUUUUCUUCCUGACAAAUGGAGGAACUGAGCUUUACUACGAUGUGAGGAGGAACUCCUUCGAGGAGGCCAUGAAGUUGUGCCUGGAGGGUGGUUUACAAGGGAUUGUCUCUGAAGUCAAAGGGGUUUUCAGAAAUCCCGGGGCUGUUAACAAGAUCAAAGAGGCCAAGCUCUCUCUCCUCACAUAUGGCAAAUUGAAUAAUGUAUCUGAGGCAGUGUACAUGCAACACUUGAUGGGGAUUGAUGGGGUGAUUGUUGAUCUUGUUAAAGAGAUAACAGAGGCAGUGGCUGAUCUGAUUCCACAGUCAUCAAAUUUGGGUGAUGGGGAGAGUUUGGCCAGUGGAGAAGGGAAGACAAGGCCUCAGUUCUCAGAAAAGGAGCUUUCAUUUCUUUUUAAGCUCAUCCCAGAAUUGAUACGGCUCUAAUAUAAGGCUCUGUUUGCUUUUUGCAUAGCUGUUCCCAUCUUUUAUGGGCCGUGUAUAUAAACUUACACUUGGUUUUUA